Molecule: messenger RNA, 1848 nt
Organism: Polypterus senegalus (gray bichir)
Lineage: Eukaryota; Metazoa; Chordata; Cladistia; Polypteriformes; Polypteridae
Product: DDB1- and CUL4-associated factor 15-like
Exons: 7
Coding region: 189-1097 (302 amino acids)
Biological process (GO): protein ubiquitination
Cellular component (GO): Cul4-RING E3 ubiquitin ligase complex
Source: RefSeq, a predicted model, not a curated record
ACCCCUUUUACUUGUAUGUAGAAAAUGACCAACAGGAGAGUGAUCAAGUCUUGUACUGUCGAAGAGAACCCCAGUUAGGAUCACCUAAGACUUUCAGAAGCCCUAGCAGCUCACCAGAAAGGAAACCAGUGUCGCACUGUGAGGAUCUAGCCAAGAACCCCGCAUCCCUGCUCUUAUGUGACCAUGCCAUGUUAAUAAAUGAGGUCAAAGAUUCUGCAUCAGACAUUUUUAGGAAACCACAUGGACAAAAGUGUGUCUCUUUUGAAGCAAAAGCAGAGUCUGAAAGACGUGAGCAGAGAGACACAAGUCCUGUGGCAGGCCCAUCUCGGCAGGUUGAAGGAAAGCGAAGUGAUCCAGGUGAAGCGCAAGAUGAUCCUCGGUGCCACAUACCUCAAUCGCAAAGUCCAUCUUCAGUCACAGUCCAGCCAGAGGGUCCUGGAACAGACUUAGGCUAUGUCAAUUAUACCAAAUUACGCUAUUGCUUGGAACCACAAGGGAGUGCUGAGCCAGAAACCGAAUAUGAAGAUGACAAAAUCCUGUUACCGUUUACAGUCACUGACCUGAGGGGAAGGAGGUUGCAUGCACUUCGCGGCGAGUCAAAGGUUCAGGGUCAGUACGUCACAGUGGAGCAGCUCACUCUAGACUUUGAGUAUGUCAUCAAUGAGGUCAUUAGGAAUGAUGCUGCCUGGUCGAAACAAUUUUGCUCCUUCAGUGAUUAUGAUAUUGUCAUCCUAGAGGUUUGCUCCGAAAUGAACCAGGUAGUGAUCAACAUUGGUUUGCUGCUUUUAGCUUUCCCUACUCCAGAGGAGAGCCAGACCAGGCCCAAUACGUACCACACCAGCCUGAAGGUUGCUUGGGACCUCAACACCGGUGUUUUUGUCACAGUUGCUGUUGGGGAUCUCACUGAAGUCAAAGGACAGACCAGUGGCAGUGUGUGGAGUUCAUACAGGAAAACGUGCGUCAACACAGUGAUGAAAUGGCUUGUUCCAGAAAACAGUACACGGUACAUCAAUCGAAUGACCAAUGAAGCACUGCACAAAGGCUCAUCUCUUAAAAUCCUGCCAGACAGUGAUCGGUACACGUGGAUUGUGCUCUGAGUGAGGUGUUUAAGACGUGAAGCCACCACCGUACACAACAAUCCAAACUCUACCUCUCUAUUGUUCGUGCAUUCCAAACAGGAAUUAAUACAAUUUUUUUUUUUUUUUUGCUGUUCUCACUACGAAUGCUGUGGACAAAGCCUACAAGGAUCAAAGAGUCGAGCACCCGAUGGGGUGAAGUCCGUGGACAAAUAAGAAACUGGACUUUGCUUAAAAAUAAAAAGACGUAAAGGAUUGCCAUUGAUGAACUCGGAGGCCCAAGCUGGAGACUUGAAUUUCCUAAAAUAGAGCAAAUUUGCUUGGGUGGGCCUUGGAACCAGGGCAGUUCUAGAGUGUUUAUUUUCACGUUGUAGAAGUCAUUUGACGGACAAACAAGGACUGACUGAUGUUCGCUUGAGUAUGCUGCUCAGGAAAAUGUAAUCUCUAUUUGGAUUUGUGCAGCAGCUGGGUUUUAGGAGACUUGGUAUGGGCUUUGUGUAGCGGCUGCUGAACCCACAUCGAGAGUCCCGCUGCCUCAGUUUUGAUAUCUACUGAGCAAAGGUCAUUUUACUUGAAAUGUAACUUAGGUAUAGGAGACAUUGUUGUCAAGUUGCUAAAAUGCAAUAAACUAUCUUUCGUUCUGUGUUUUUAUGAGUGAAGUGUGAUGAGGUGUUCAAAUAAUGGACUGACUGAAUCUUACUGCUUUGGACCUUGCACUCUGUGUUGACUGGUGUUGAACAGAAACUCUUGGUAAAGGUGUUUUAUUUAAUAA